CUGUGCCGAAGGCGGCGGAGUUCCCCACCGCCUCGCCUGAGGUCGGCUGCAGGUGAGAAGACAGGCAGGCAGGCAGGCAGUGAGGCAGUUGCCCCUCCUUCCCUCCCUCCUUCCAAGACCUCGCCUGCUCCAUCCUCCUCUGUGGCCAGCUUUGCGCGUGAAGUGGCUCCUCUGAGCCCGACCUCUUCUUACGCUCUUUCCUGGGUUUGGAAGAAGAUGCUGAGAUUCCACAGAGCAACUGAAGCUUUAAGAAGAGCUCACCUUUGAUGAAGGAGUAAUUGCUGGACAUCAGCCGUGAUGAGGCUACUCCGAAGGCAUUAUGGCCCACUAAAGCUAGCUUUGGUGGGUGUUGUCUUUGUAAUCUUCCUCUUCAUAAUGCAAAGAGAUGUUGGCAAUGGGGAACAAAAGGAGGAGCCAUGGCUGAAAAAUAUUGUGGAGAGGAAAGACCAGAUGAUAGAUAUAAUGAUGGGAGCUGUCAACAAUAUCCGUGACUCUAUGCCAAAGCUGCAGAUCCGGGCACCUGCUCAACAAGAGGCACUUGAGCAGGACAGCAAGUCUUGCUUGCCAGGCUAUUAUACACCAGCAGAACUGAAGCCCUUCAUGGAGCGUCCUCCCCAGGACCCCAAUAGCCCUGGUGCUGAUGGAAAAGCUUUUAAGAAGGACCAGUGGACACAAGAUGAGACAAAGGAGAGAGAACAUGGAUAUGAGAAGCACUGUUUUAAUGCCUAUGCCAGUGACCGCAUUUCUCUUCAGAGGGCUCUCGGACCUGACAGCAGGCCUCCAGAGUGCAUCGAUCAAAAGUUCAAACGCUGCCCACCCCUUCCGACUACCAGUGUCAUUAUUGUCUUCCAUAAUGAAGCUUGGUCCACGUUGCUUCGCACUGUCUAUAGUGUGCUGUAUUCUUCUCCAGCUGUACUGUUAAAGGAAAUCAUUCUUGUAGAUGAUGCCAGUACAGAUGAUUACUUGAAAGACGAGUUGGACAACUAUGUGAAGCAAUUGCAGGUAGUCAAAGUUGUCCGGCAGUUGGAGAGAAAGGGCUUAAUAACUGCCCGAUUGCUUGGUGCCAGUGUUGCCAAGGGUGAUGUCCUCACUUUCUUGGAUGCUCAUUGUGAAUGUUUCCAUGGAUGGUUAGAGCCUCUCCUAUCGCGCAUUGCUGAAGAGCCCACAGCUGUGGUCAGUCCAGAUAUCACCACCAUUGACCUGAACAGCUUUGAAUUUUCCAAGCCCAUCCAAUAUGGGAAGCAACACAGUCGGGGAAACUUUGAUUGGAGUCUUACUUUUGGCUGGGAGGCCAUCCCUCAACAUGAGAAGCAGAGAAGAAAAGAUGAGACCUACCCAAUCAAGACUCCUACAUUUGCCGGCGGUCUCUUUGCCAUUUCCAAGGCCUAUUUUGAACAUAUUGGCUCCUAUGAUGAUCAGAUGGAAAUCUGGGGAGGGGAAAAUGUAGAGAUGUCUUUUCGGGUUUGGCAGUGUGGAGGCCAGCUGGAGAUUAUUCCCUGCUCCGUAGUUGGCCAUGUGUUCCGUUCCAAGAGUCCACACACCUUCCCCAAAGGGACUCAAGUCAUUUCUAGGAAUCAAGUGCGCUUGGCAGAAGUCUGGAUGGAUGACUAUAAGGAAAUCUUCUACAGAAGGAACCAGCAGGCUUCCCAGAUGGCCAGAGAGAAAACAUAUGGAGACCUCAGUGAGCGACUGCAGCUGAAGGAACAGUUACACUGCAAAAAUUUCACUUGGUAUCUACAAACUGUUUAUCCUGAAAUCUUCAUUCCAGAUCUUACUCCAGCUUUCUAUGGAGCGAUUAGAAAUGAAGGUGCCCAGCAGUGCCUGGAUGUUGGAGAAAACAAUCAUGGUGGAAAACCUUUAAUUUUGUAUCCCUGUCAUGGAAUGGGAGGCAACCAGUAUUUUGAAUACACAUCCCAGCGAGAUCUGCGGCACAACAUUGGCAAGCAGCUCUGCCUUCGAGCCAAGAAGGGGGCUGUUGAGUUGGGAGACUGUCACUAUACAGGGAAACACUCCCGAGUGCCAGAAAAUGAAGAAUGGGAAUUGACGCAUGAUCACCUGCUUAAGAAUGUAGCAAUUAACUGGUGUUUGUCUGCAAGAGGUGAGCAUCCAUCCAUGGCUCCCUGCAACACUGCAGAUGCUCAUCAGAUUUGGCACUUCAGCUAAAGCAGUCCAAGAAAAAGACCAAAGCAGCUCUGGAAUGCAUCUCCUGUCAAAGCUCCCAUUCUUCUGAACUUGCUUUCUAGCAACAGAGGGUAUAUUUCAGGAAAUGAGAGGGGGAACCAAGUUGCUGCAUAACCCAAAAUUUGCCUGUAACACUCUUGUGCCUUUUGCAAUAAGGUCAAAACAGCCAACAUUGGUAUAUCAGUUUAUUUGGGCUUUCUUGAUAAAAAUAAUAAUUACAAGCUGGUAUGUUUGCUCUUUAGAAUACUAGAUGGAUUAUCAGAGUUCCAGACUCUGAGAGGCAAACUAUGCUAUAUGGCUGUAGAGAAAAAAUGGCCAUCAGCCAGAUGUGGACUCAUACAUUUCCCUAAGUUGUACGUUGUGAAUAUUAUAGGAAGUAGUGCUUUGAGGUUCCGUCCUAAGGAAUAAAUUGUCUGUGUAUAGUUAGAGAAUAAUUGGAUGCCAAAGAUAAUGACUUUACUCUGUUACGUAGAAAACACGGCUUCUGACAAUACUGAGCAUUGGGAGGAGAAAUCUCCGUAAUUCUAAUGCUUUCUCAGAUGUCUCAAAGGUCUUUGCACUGACAUGCAGGUGAGCAGCAAGUAAACCUCUGCUUCCGAAGGCUCAGUGCAGCCACCUGCAAUUAAAAUAGCAAAUGCUGGCCUGCAGUAUUGUUGUGUGACUGAAAUCCUAGCCCUUUUGCACAGGCCAUGGGCCGUGUUUUACCUCAAGCUUCGGAAUCUUUGCCAGCAUGCUGCAGGUAGCAGCUGAUGAUUCUGUGGAAGAAUUAAAACUGUGUCCUCUAGCUGUUCAGUUUGUUCUCUUCAGAGCUGUUCGGUCCUCUCUCAGGAAAUUGAAGAGAAGGAAUCCCUUCCCCAUAUCUGAGCUUGAUGUGCCUUUUAAUUCUCCUAAUAACCCCUGCGGUCUCGGCCUUCAGAAGGAUGCAACUUGCUUCCAUUCUUCAUGGCCCCAGCCUGGCUUUCCCUAGACUGCACUGGUGUUAACAUCCUGCAGUGGGAGAUGGUAUGUGGCUUGAUUUCAGAUACAUCCCUAGCCUUAGUGGUACACUGCAAUGCCAGGAAUAAGGAAAGCUGCUAAUGUGCCUUUAAAAAAACAAAACACUAGGAAGCAGGAAGCUGUCUCCCAUGAGAAACCAGCUGCCAAAUGAAUUGCUUAUUUACUUCAGUGGAUGGAAGUUAAAGCAGUGCAAAACCCCAAAUUUGUGUCUGUGUGUGUGUCUGUAUAUUUGUGUUUGCAUUUUGUCGAUGAGAAAAUACCCACUAGGAAAGCAACUUGAGUAAAGUGAUCAUGGUUACUGCUAAUCAAAGGGAUCUGCUGGACCAAAAAAUUGCCCUUAUUAUUUGUUUGUAAUGUUUCUAAGAAAACAUUCAGAUGUACAUUUCUUGAAUUUUCUGAGAUAAGGGAAACAAACAGCAGCUUUUUUAUAACUGACAAUGCUGGUAAUACUUGUGACUUACUUAUAAAUAAUUAGCAUGUUCACCUUCAAUGGAAGGUAUAAGUCUAAAGGGAAAAAUAGAUUUUGGAUUUUUGUAAGUACUGGGUAUUUUAUGAGCACACCACACUUUUAAUCGCCGAUUGGUUGACAUUACAGAUCAAAACCUAUCUGCGUGAUUCCAUCUUUCCAUUUUAAAAGGACAAGGCUGGUUUCCAUACAAUUCUUUUAGCAUUUUCGAAGAACGGAGACAGGGUGAAAGGACUUAGAUUUUGAAUGCAGGAGCUAGCAGUAGAAGUUUUGGUUCAUUUGCUGGAAAUUUUUUCAGUUGAAACAAAGUCUUGCUCUGGUAAUCUUGACUGGAAA
Thamnophis elegans (Western terrestrial garter snake) is the source of this 3979-nucleotide messenger RNA. It is a transcript of the gene GALNT6, whose product is annotated as polypeptide N-acetylgalactosaminyltransferase 6. Bases 298 to 2163 code for a protein of 621 amino acids. Lineage: Eukaryota; Metazoa; Chordata; Lepidosauria; Squamata; Natricidae. The transcript has 11 exons. The record is from RefSeq and is a predicted model, not a curated record. Gene Ontology annotation, cellular component: Golgi apparatus.